Messenger RNA from Calypte anna (Anna's hummingbird), 998 nucleotides. Its product is annotated as pecanex-like protein 1. NCBI's taxonomy places the organism in Eukaryota, Metazoa, Chordata, Aves, Apodiformes, Trochilidae. Bases 51 to 590 code for a protein of 179 amino acids. The record is from RefSeq and is a predicted model, not a curated record. The transcript is spliced from 6 exons.
GGCUCGCAGGGCGGAUAGAGCGGGGCCGGCUCGGCGGAGCGGGGGCCGCCAUGGGCUCCCAGGUGCUGCAGAUCCUGCGCCAGGGCGUGUGGGCGGCGCUGAGCGGCGGUUGGUACCAGGACCCGCACCAGGGCCCUGGGGUCAACGCGCUGCACCUCUACCUGUGGCUCUUCUUGCUCGGCUUCCCCUUCACCCUCUACAUGGCCCUCCCUUCUUCCAUGAUGAUAGUAGCUGUCUACUGCCCGGUGAUAGCAGCUCUCUUUAUUGUUCUGAAGAUGGUGAAUUACCGUUUGCACAGGGCACUGGAUGAGGGAGAAAUUGUGGAAAGGAAUGACAGUGAGCAUAUGGACAGAGGUGCAAAAACAGAACAAAGCAAUGUUUCAGCCAAGAGGAAAGACAGCAAUGGGCCCAGUGACCCUGGUGGAGGGAUUGAGAUGUCAGAGUUCAUACGAGAAGCAACUCCCCCUGUUGGCUGUAGCUCACGCAAUUCUUACGCUGGGAUAGAUCCAAACAAUCAGGUUGGGAUCUGGGCUAUCUCGUCUGGGAACAGCAGCAACAUCAAAGGAGAUACUGACACUGCAAGACUCUGAUUGAUAUCAGUUUAAGUCUUGGCCAGAGUUCCUAGCCUGUGUAAAGAAGGAGAUGAAAAGAACAAGAUUUGGCAGCGGAUCGGAAGCUUUUUCGUCUGGUGUCGAAUGACUCCUUUGUCUCCAUCCAACCUUCAAUAUCCUCUGGACAGGAUUUUCCAAGAGACAACAGUGACAGAGUGUGCCUCUCCAACAGCCAGCUUGUGGACCAGUCUAAAAGCGGUGCAUGUGACACAGAAGUAGCUUCACUUGUAACUCUGCAUUCUCACUCCUAUAGGAAGGAUCACAGACCACGUGGUGUACCAAGGACUUCUAGCUCUGCUGUCGCUUUUCCAGAUGCUUCACUGAAUGACUUCCCUCUCUAUCAACAAAGACGAGGACUAGAUCCUGUCAGUGAGUUAGAAGCUUCCA